Messenger RNA from Drosophila mojavensis, 1355 nucleotides. Its product is annotated as adenylate cyclase, terminal-differentiation specific-like. The coding region runs from base 105 to 1355 and encodes 416 amino acids. The record is from RefSeq and is a predicted model, not a curated record. The transcript has 2 exons. NCBI's taxonomy places the organism in Eukaryota, Metazoa, Arthropoda, Insecta, Diptera, Drosophilidae.
CGAGCUGCCAGUGGAGAGCUGAAAACUUUUUCGCACUAUUCAGAUUGUUAUAUUUUUACUGUGUUUUUUUUUUAUACUUUUUUUAUUGUAUUGAUUAAAAAAAUAUGGCCGAGACCUUCCGUCUGUUGAAACGCUCUACUCUCAAUCCGGGUGCCCAAGUUUUUAAGCCACGUGGCGUCGGCGUAGCUUUUGAUACCAACAAUUUGCCGCAUCAAACUCAAGAGCAGCUAAAUUAUGGUACUCAGGCUUUUGGUAAUUGGCAAGUGGUGCAGGAGCUGCUGCCGCCGCCGCCGCCGCCGCCGCAGCAGCAGCAGCAGCAGCCAUGCGCUUUGCAUGGCAAUGGCAAUUGGCUUCAAGUUGGUCCGCGGCCAUCGCAGCCGCUGUUACCAGUGGUGCAGCCGAAUCAGCUGAAUUAUGUUGUGCCAGGCGACAACAAUUGGCAACAGCAGCAGCAGCCGCCGCUGCCGCCAGUGCAGCCACCGCAGCUUCAAUAUAUUGUGCACCGUCCCAACAAUUGGCUGCAGAUUGCUCCGCAUCAGCAAGUGCAGUACGUUGUGAAUGCCGGCAGGAAUUGGUCGCCGCAGUCGCAGCAGCAGCAGCCGCAGGAGCAGAAUCAACAGCAGCCCAAGCAAUUUGCUCGGGUUGCUUAUAGCAGUUGGGCGCAAGCAGCUGAAGCGCAGCUAUUGAACGAACAACAUUGCACUAGCGAUGGCAACGGCGAUAACAACAAUAAUUGUCAAGAAUUUCAGGAGGAGCUGCAGGAGCAGCCACUGGAGGAGCAGCAGGAGAAGGUGGAGGAGGAGUGGCAGAAGGAUCCGCCGUUCAAGAUGCCUAUCGGAUGCAGCUGGCAGCAAAUUGUUCAGGAGGAGGAGGACCAAAUACAACAACAGGAGGAGCUAAAGAAACAGCGGCAGAAACCGGAGCAACUGCAGCUCCAAGACAACAACCAAGUGCAGCCAAUUGCUGAAGAGCAGUUGCAGGAGCAGCAGCAGCAGUUGAAGGAGCCGCAGUUACAGCAGCAGCAGUUGCAGCAGCAGCCAUUGCAACAGCAGCAACAGCAUUUGCAGCAGCAGCAGUUGCAGGAGCAGCAGUUGCAGCAGCAGCCAUUGCAACAGCAGCAACAGCAUUUGCAGCAGCAGCAGCAGCAAUAUCAGUACCAGCAUCAGCAACAUCAUCAGCAGCAGCUGCAGCAACAACAGCAGUUACAGGAGGAACCGCAACAGCACUCCAACGUCUACUCAACCUUAUGUACUCGUUCGGCCCAUUCCACAAUAUCCGAAACAGCUGCAACAGUCGGCGUCCACAUUGCCGCCGACACAGUCGAAAGUGCAGCUGAAGCGCGAUCAGAGGACUGA